AUGGCAGAGGAUGAUCAUUCGUUCAAGUACGAUGAGAGCGACGAAAAGGGCCCCGGACAUUGGGGAGACCUGAAGCCAGCAUGGCAGACAUGCAAAACCGGCAAGUUCCAGUCGCCAAUCGACCUCAAGACGAACAACGGUGUGGCGGUGGCAGAGGCGGAUAGCCGGGUGAGCCUUGAGGGCUUGAAAAGAAGCUACAAAGAAGCUCCGGCGGUGAUGAUGAACAGAGGGCAUGACAUCGUAGUUCAGUGGGAGGGCGACGCUGGCGGCAUCGUCGUCAACGGGACCCACUACAAGCUCGUGCAAUGCCAUUGGCACUCUCCUUCAGAGCACACCAUCAAUGGCCAGAGAUUGAAGAUGGAGCUUCAUAUGGUGCACAACAGCUCCGAGGGACAGCUCGCUGUGGUGGCUGUCCUCUACGAGUUCGGGCAUCCCGACAAGUUUCUUUCUAAGGUAUUUAAUUUAAUCGAAUUAUUGUUAUAUAUGAACAAAAAUGAGAAUGAAAAGGGAAUAGAGUUGGGGAAUGUGAAUCCAUGGACAGUGCAGCUGGGGAGCAGAAAGUAUUUUAGGUACAUGGGAUCCUUAACUGUCCCGCCUUGUACUGAAGGCGUCGUUUGGACAAUCGUGGACAAGAUCAGGACAGUCUCCAGGGAACAGUCCAGAGCUCUCGCACUUUCUGUCCAUCAUGGAUUUGAGAAUAAUUCGAGGCCAACACAACAAAUAGAUGGGAGAAGUGUGCAGCUCUAUCGUCCCCAAUGCAUGAUGAUGAGCUGCUGUGUAAGUGGUGGUGGCGGUGGAAAUGGUGUCGGAAGUGGAAAAAGUGAUAAAGGCGGCGGCGAUUGUGGUGGCGGUGGGGAGGGGAGAGCAGUUGGGCUUCGAGGGGUGGUGGUGGCUACCGCCGUAGAUGACAAAGAAGAAGACGGUGGUAGUGAUGGUGGCGGUAACGGAGAUCUGGAGAUGGAAAAGCAGUAG
This is a messenger RNA of Andrographis paniculata, 972 nucleotides long. Its product is annotated as alpha carbonic anhydrase 4-like. Gene Ontology annotation, molecular function: carbonate dehydratase activity; zinc ion binding. The record is from RefSeq and is a predicted model, not a curated record. Bases 1 to 972 code for a protein of 323 amino acids. NCBI's taxonomy places the organism in Eukaryota, Viridiplantae, Streptophyta, Magnoliopsida, Lamiales, Acanthaceae. The transcript has 5 exons.